UUUUCCCACUGAUUUCAUUCUCUUUGGCUUUGCAGUGCUGGGUGUUGCUGCACUGUGAAGCUCCCUUGUGCCGCUGGUUGCACUAAACAUCGAAUCAUAUGGGGAUGGAGGAGGAUCAAAUCUUUGAGUUAUUUGGGGAGAGCCCAUCCCUUCUCCCCGCGAAAAACAAGAGAAAGCACAAGUCAGACAAACAAGAGAACCAGCUCUCUGUUCACACUGAAGAAGAAGAACAACAAUUAGAGAAGGUUAAGAAGAAAAAGAAGAAGAAGAAGCAGCAUGAGAGUGGAAUCGAGGGUGAAAAGGAAGCUGAUAAUGGAAUUGAAAAUGGGAAUAAAGAAGAAGAAGAAGAACAAUCAGAGAAGGCUAAGAAGGAUAAGAAGAAAAAGAAGCAGACGCAGCAUGAGAAUGGAAUAAAUGUAGAAGAGGAAGCUGAGAAUGGAAUUGAAAAUGUGUUUAAGGAGAAGAAGGGAAAGAAGAAUCAGAAAGAGGAGGAGAUUAAGAAUGACAUGAUGAGUGUGUCGGUGUCUGGUGAGGGGAGCGGGGAUUUAAAGUACAGAGCGUUGGAGUCGUUUGAAGAGGUGGGGCUUCCUUCGAAUGUGCUGCAAUGUUGUAAAAACUUCGAGAAGCCAUCGCCCAUUCAAGCACACGCCUGGCCUUUCCUUCUUAAUGGCCGAGAUUUUAUUGGAAUAGCUGCCACUGGCUCAGGGAAAACGAUAGCAUUUGGCGUGCCAGCAUUAAUGCAUAUAUUAAGAAAGGAGAAUAGAAAGACAGUUAAAAAAUCCAUGCCAUUUUGUCUAGUACUUUCACCUACUCGAGAACUUGCUCAACAAAUUGCAGACGUGGUAGCUGAUGCUGGAAAUUCUUGUGGAGUAAAGUCAGUUUGCUUGUAUGGUGGCACUUCGAAAGGACAGCAAGUUUCUGCUAUUAAGGCUGGAGUGGACAUUGUUGUUGCUACCCCUGGGCGUUUGAGGGACUUGAUUCAGGAUGGUAUUUGUAACCUUGGCGAGGUUUCAUUUGUGGUGUUGGAUGAAGCAGAUCGGAUGCUUGACCUAGGAUUUGAACCAGAAGUUCGUGCAAUAUUGAGCGAGACAUCAACUUCUCGGCAGAUGGUUAUGUUCAGUGCAACUUGGCCACCAAGUGUUCAUCAACUUGCCAAAGAGUUUAUGGACCCAAAUCCUAUAAAGGUGGUGGUUGGGUCCCAGGAUUUGGCUGCGAAUCAUGAUGUGAUGCAAAUAGUGGAGGUUUUGGAUGACCGAGUAAAGGACACACGAUUGGUUUCAUUGCUUGAGAAAUACCACAAAUCUCGCAGGAACCGUGUUCUUGUCUUUGUAUUGUACAAGAAAGAAGCAGUAAGGGUGGAGUCAAUGCUGCAAAGAAGAGGAUGGAAUGUUGUUGCAGUGCAUGGAGACAAAUCUCAGCAUGAGCGUACAAAGGCUGUCACUUUAUUCAAGGAUGGAAAGUGCCCACUUUUGAUUGCCACGGAUGUUGCUGCAAGAGGCCUUGAUAUUCCAGAUGUUGAAGUUGUGAUUAAUUAUAGUUUCCCUCUAACAACAGAGGACUACGUUCACCGUAUAGGUCGGACUGGACGAGCUGGAAAGAAGGGUGUCUCACAUACUUUCUUUACUCAAGCAGACAAGGCCCGUGCGGGAGAGCUUGCAAAUGUUCUUAGAGAAGCUGGGCAGGUAGUACCAGAUGAGCUCCGGAAAUUUGGAACUCAUGUAAAGAAGAAGGAAUCUAAGUUAUAUGGGGCACACUUCAAAGAAAUCACUGCUGAUGCUCCCAAGGCCACAAAGAUCACAUUUGCAGAUUCUGAUGAUGAAUAAAUUAAGAGACAUUGUUUAUCCGGCACUAUUUUUGAAUUAUUAUAUGAAAUGCUGGGAGUAAAAUGCCUUGAAAUCUUUCUGUUCUUUCCACUGAAUGUUUUGGGUGUACUAUUAAACAAGGAUACUGCCACUCCUGGAGCUAUCUAUCUCCUAUCAGAGGGGAUGCCAUUAGUUGCAUUAGAGAAGGUCAUUUUAGUCUAAAGCAAUUUAGUAAUUCAGAUAUUCAUCCAUCUUGACAAUUGCUACACCUUUGGAGUAUUGGAAAAUUGUAGGUCCCAAACAAAUUUAUAUAUGGAACAAUGUAUCUAUCUUUAUCGAGUUGAUUCAGUCCCUCCAAUUGUGAAGGGGUGUUUUGAGGCUAUUUCCUUUGAAACACGUUAUUAAAAAAACAACACAGGCAGCAUGGUCACAAUGAUUUCAUUUAUGUAGAUAAUGGACAGCGUCAUCAUUUCUAUUUACAAAGAGUUCUCAAGCAUAAUACUUUAUGCAAACUCCAAAUCUCCAUAACUUUGAGAUAUGUUUUAAAGCAAGAUCAUGACUGUGUUUUGUCAGCGGCCUCAUCACAUGACCUGAUAAAAGGUCAUCUGGUGAUUAGGAAAAUAAAAUAUCAUGAAACUCAUCAUCA
Cryptomeria japonica (Japanese cedar) is the source of this 2448-nucleotide messenger RNA. RefSeq names its product DEAD-box ATP-dependent RNA helicase 5. Gene Ontology annotation, cellular component: nucleolus. Gene Ontology annotation, biological process: rRNA processing. The coding region runs from base 99 to 1823 and encodes 574 amino acids. The transcript has 13 exons. The record is from RefSeq and is a predicted model, not a curated record. Lineage: Eukaryota; Viridiplantae; Streptophyta; Pinopsida; Cupressales; Cupressaceae. Gene Ontology annotation, molecular function: ATP binding; RNA binding; RNA helicase activity.